Messenger RNA from Penicillium cosmopolitanum, 1446 nucleotides. RefSeq names its product MFS transporter. Gene Ontology annotation, molecular function: spermine transmembrane transporter activity; spermidine transmembrane transporter activity. Gene Ontology annotation, biological process: spermidine transport; spermine transport; transmembrane transport. The coding region runs from base 1 to 1446 and encodes 481 amino acids. The record is from RefSeq and is a predicted model, not a curated record. The transcript has 5 exons. Lineage: Eukaryota; Fungi; Ascomycota; Eurotiomycetes; Eurotiales; Aspergillaceae.
AUGCCCAAUGAUGGCCAUUUCCACAAAUCGAUUUACACCGGGACGCCUGAUGUUGAGACUGGGGACGACGAGAAAAUUCAUUCAGAAGACCAAAAGGAAGAUUGGGAGGAUGAUCCGCGAAAUCCAUACAACUGGCCGACGAAAUCAAAAGUUCUCCAGGUUUUGAUGAUGGCAUCUGCUGCGUUCACAACCUCUGUCGGAGUUUCAAUUUUAUCGCCAGCUCAUACCCAGUUUAUGCAAGAGUUUGGAGUGGGUAGUACAGCGGCCAUAUUACCUCUGUCCCUCUAUGUUUUUGCAUUGGGACUCGGCCCUGUUGUUGGUGGACCUCUAUCCGAAACGGUCGGGAGAUAUCCUGUAUAUAUAGGAACUGUCGUUCUUGGAAGCCUUUUCACUUUGGGAGCUGGUUUCAGCCAUACAUUUGCAGGAGUUUGCGUUCUCCGUUUUCUGGCGGGUUUUUGCUUCGCGCCGUCGCUGGCUAUCGCUGGUGGGACGAUCAACGAAACAUUUAAGCCGGUGAAACGCGCACUUCCAUCUACAAUUUUCAUUUUGACUCCAUUUUUAGGUCCCGGUCUUGGACCGGUUAUCGGUAGCUUUAUUGUGAAUCGCAAGGGCUGGAGGUGGACGCAAUGGACAAUGAUUUUCUUCGGAAUUUUCACGAUUUUCACAAGUAUCUUUGCAAAAGAAACUUUCCAUCCGGCUAUCAAGCGUCGAAUCGCUAAAGAACAUGGUCAAGCCUUGCCCGCAUCGCCGCCCUUGGCAUCUAAACUCCGAUUGUUCGUGACAAUUGCCCUUCUUCGUCCGAUUCAAAUGUUACUCAGUGAGCCUAUCGUCGCGUUCGUAUGUCUAUAUGUUGCUUGCGAAUUUGCUACACUCUUCUCAUUCUUCGCCGCCUUCCCGCUUGUUUUCCAAGGGGUAUAUGGCUUCGGGAUCGAGGACUCUGGUCUUGUGUUUCUUUCUAUAGUAGUCGGCUGUCUGCUUGGGGCACUCACCGUACUACUCUCCGACAUAUUUCUGUACCGCCCCCAAGCGUCCAAAUUUCCUGGUCGCAACAUCCCUCCAGAGCAUCGCCUCUAUCCUGCCAUGAUUGGGAGUAUUGGCCUCCCAAUCGGGUUAUUCUGGUUCGGGUGGACAUCUAGGACAGAUAUAUCCUGGGCCAGCCCAGUCGUUGCCGUUAUGGUAUUUGCAUGGGGAAACCUGUGUGUGUUCGUGAGCACCACGCAGUAUAUUGUCGACACCUACCAUGGCUUAACUGUUGCCAGUGCCAUGAGCGCGAACAGUUUAGCUCGCUAUGGUCUUGCGGCCGCAUUUCCCCUUUUUACAAUUCAGAUGUAUACCAAGCUGGGUAUCGGAUGGGCUUCGAGCCUUCUUGGUUUUAUUUCCGUUGCUCUAUUGCCCGUUCCGUGGCUGUUCUUUUUCGAAGGGGAAAAUGCUGAGGGGGUUGAGUAA